Mytilus trossulus (common blue mussel) is the source of this 1907-nucleotide messenger RNA. RefSeq lists its product as uncharacterized. Bases 146 to 1849 code for a protein of 567 amino acids. The record is from RefSeq and is a predicted model, not a curated record. The transcript is spliced from 2 exons. Gene Ontology annotation, molecular function: zinc ion binding. NCBI's taxonomy places the organism in Eukaryota, Metazoa, Mollusca, Bivalvia, Mytilida, Mytilidae.
AUGAAACAAUCAAGUUUAAUGCGAUAUAAGACAAAAUCCCAGAUGUUUUUUUAUUUAUGUAUGCACUUUUGUGCAUAUAUUUUACAUCUCCAUUAGCGCACGAACAAUACGGAUGUGAUUUGUUUCCAGAGAUCUGUUUAGGAUAAUGGAGAAGAGUUCCAGUACCGUUCGAUCAGUUUCUUGUGACGUCUGUCAGCGUCGAUCUUUUUCAAAACCUGCCGCUAAAUGGUGCCCUCACUGUGAGGAUGGGCUUUGUACAGAUUGUCAUGAACACCAUGGCGCCUCCAGAUCAACUGCUAAUCACCAUGUAAUUCAGAUCGAGGAUUAUCAUCAUUUCCCGUCAUAUGUUGCUUCUGUAAAACACAGAUGCGAUAUUCAUAAACUUGAGCAUGAAUUCUACUGUACAUCACACGCCCUACCAUGUUGUGUUGAUUGUACUAAAGAUGUUCAUUCUUCGUGUUUGGAAUUAAAACCUCUUCAUGAUGUCGUCAAGGAUGUCAAAUCGUCAAACCAUCUGCAUGGAAUAGAAAGAAAUCUGUCAGAUAUUGUUGAUAACAUUGUUAAAUUGACAAAAGAAAGAGAGGAAAAUUUAUCAAAACUAGAGGUGCAAAAAACAAAACAUAUUCAAACAAUAACACAUAUGCGCGAAAUAAUAAACGAUCAUUUAGAUAAAAUUGAAGGAACCGUUUUGGAAGACUUAAGUCGAAAACAUGAUUCAUCGAAAGUUCUAAUUGAAAACCUUAUCGAUAAAUUGAAUGAAAGAAAAAUUAAAGCCAAUGCUAUUCAAGAAGAAAUAAGUUUGAUGAAAGAAGCUGCGAGUAACCUUCAAAAUUUUAUUGGAAUGAGAGAUUUAGAAAAAAAGGUUAACGAAGAAGGAAAAACAUUGGUUAUUUUGCAAGAAGACGAAAAUUUUUACAACUCAGAUAUUCAUUUAAGCUACUCGGAAAUUUUGUCUUCUUUUACAGAUAAGGUUUCAGUGUUUGGUGACGUACUCGUUCAGACAAGUCCAAGAAAUUUAAGCCUCAUUUUAGGAAAGAGGAUACAAUCGCAAAUUGUGUUGCCAAAAGUUACAGGAAUUGAACAAAUUAAGAUGAGGCUUCAGCAGAAAAUAAAAUUGAAGAAUAGCAAAGGAUUUGACAUCUCUAGUUGUGAAAUAUUAGAUCAUGGGAAACUGUUAUUUUUAGAUUGGAAACAUGAACGUUUACUUACAUGUAACAGUGAUGGCAGCGAAAGUCGCAUUGUUGCUGAUUACACGGGUAAUGGUCCGUUCGAUAUUACAUGUAUUGCAGACGAUAAGAUUGCUGUGUCAGCACGAACAUCAAAGAUGAUAAUUUUAACUGAAUUUCCUACAGGGAAAAUAAUGAAGAAGAUAAACGUAAAUGGUGAAUGCUUUGGAAUUGACCAUAAAGAUGGCAAGAUGCUAGUAAGACUUGUUAAUAGCGGUAUAUUUCUUCUCAUUGAUGUAGCGGGUAAAAUAAUUUCCCGGGUUCGAUUUCCGGGCGAUCGCUUGCGUUAUCUAACAUGGUAUAUGGACAAAAUUUAUUGUACCGUUACCGGACAGAAUACAGUCAUUUGCAUGAACAUGAAGGGGUCUGAAAUCUGGACUUAUCGAAAUGUGCAAUUACGCGAGCCGUUUGGAAUAGCUACAGAUACAAAUGGGUUCGUUUAUGUUGCUGGAAGAGCAUCAAACAACGUGGUACUUAUUGCCCCUGAUGGAAGAAGCAGUCGUGUUAUUCUUAGUGACAGGGACGGAAUCAACAAACCUCAAGCUCUUUACAUAAGCAAGUUUCGACGACAACUUUUAGUGUGUGAUAAAUAUGAUGGGUCAUCUUAUCUGUUUGACUUUUGAAUAAUAAGUGAGCACUGUUUUUUUCUGUUUAUAUUAUGCUAAAUGACUAUUCAACCGG